This is a messenger RNA of Seminavis robusta, 1429 nucleotides long. NCBI's taxonomy places the organism in Eukaryota, Bacillariophyta, Bacillariophyceae, Naviculales, Naviculaceae. The record is from the annotation of a GenBank genome assembly.
CCACACUUCCCAAGAGGAAGUGCGCGCCUUGACAAUGGCCAAAAUCUUUCGCCUCUAUCUUUCUGCUGGUCCACUCGAGCCUUCCGCAUCUCCCAUUCCAAUUAGACAACUAGCCAGCUAGGCUUCUGCCUACUACCGUCUGCACGGACCAGACUCCACCAUACUCAUUGAUCAUCCAUUGCCUUGCCGUAUCGACAAAAGAGAGAGAGCUAGAGGGAAGGAACGAGACAUUUGUGGGUGGCGUUUGAGAGAGACAUUGGUCGGGUUCUCUUCGAAGGAGCCAUGGACAAUGAAAACUUUAGCCGCAAGGCCGUGUCACGAAGAGGAGGAGACUCUACCAAGAGAACGACGAUAGCUACUGCAUCAACAGCACCUUCUGCCAGAGCCCAAAGCCCUGCUGCACCGAAGAGUCGAGGACGACAAAAGAAAAUAGAAGAUCAUGGCAUUGAAAUGCGACCCCUGCUCUUCAAAGGCGGCGUCUCUACAAUCAACUCGGAAGAAUCGACCAGUCCAACAGCCCACAAUGCAUCCUCUCCUGUCCAAAUUUCCGCCAAACAAUUUGCCGAUUCCUGGUUGGGAAACUAUGUCAAGCUCAAGGCCAAGCAGGCCGAAAAACAUGCCUACAAUUUCAAGGCCAGUCUAAAAUCCAAAAAGGGAUUUCAUGUCCAAGUCCCCAAACGAAUGCUAUUCUACACCUCUCUAGUCUUUUUAUUCUUUCCUCUGGUACUCUUCAUGUACAAGGAAAAUCAUAUACACGACAAUGAUCCCGCCUUUCAAGCGCACAAACGAACCGAACUACACAGUCACGGCAGUAAUUGGACCAGCAAUCAUAAUCAUACGGGGGUACUAUUACGGAAGCGACAAGAUCGUCAGGGAAGCAGCAACAACAAGAAUACUAAUAAUCACCAAGUACGAGGACGCAAUCAUCCGUCCUUGCAACAAUUACUCGCAGGGGGGUUGCCCACCAAUACAACCUCCAAGAGUCGAUCCGCGCCAGGUCCCGAAAAGAAGAGUCAAGAUACUAAUGUGGAAGUGCGAGAAGCUGCGGUCAAGCUAGAGACCAGUGAAAAGUUGGUAUCCAAUGCCACGUUAUUACCAGUGGGGGAAAACUCAGAGGUCGCAGUAAACACAGAAGCAACAAAAGCAACUGACGCUGUGCCCAAGGUUCUUGAGUCUGGUGCCAUUGUUUCCACCACUGAUGAUGUUAUUUCAAAGAAGCUACCGGUACACAAUACCACAGCUACAACUCAACCAGUCAAUGCAACUAUUUCGAAACUCAGACGGCGGCGUCGGGGGCGAUGACGACGAAAAGGAACAUAUAAAGGAAUCAUAAAUCUAUUGCUUGCAAAUAGAAUAAAUCCUAGCUAUGAUGCAACUUUCAACCUUGUAACCACUAGCAGCUAGCUAGAUACAGCAUGCUGUCUGUCGA